GUUUUUUAUUGUCUUUUUACUCUCAAGAAUUGCCAAGAAGAUGCUUUUAGAAGAAAUUAAAGCCAAUCUUUCCUCUGAUGAGGAUGGGUCUUCAGAUGAUGAACCAGAGGAAGGGAAAAAAAGAACUGGAAAACACAGUGAAGAAAACCCAGGAGAUGAGGAAGGAAAAAAUCAAGUCAAUUCUGAAUCAGAUUCAGAUUCUGAAGAAUCUAAGAAGCCGAGAUACAGACAUAGGCUUUUGAGGCACAAACUGACUGUGAGUGAUGGGGAAUCUGGAGAAGAAAACAAGAUGAAGCCUAAAGAGCACAAAGAAGCCAAAGGCAGAAAUAGAAGGAAGGUGAGCAGUGAAGAUUCUGAAGAUUCUGAUUUUCAGGAAUCAGGAGUUAGUGAAGAAGUUAGUGAAUCUGAAGAUGAACAACGGCCGAGAACAAGGUCUGCCAAGAAAGCAGAGAUGGAAGAAAAUCAACGGAGUUAUAAACAGAAAAAGAAAAGGCGACGGAUUAAGGUUCAAGAAGAUUCAUCCAGUGAAAACAAGAGUAAUUCUGAAGAAGAAGAUAAAGACGACGACGAAGAGGAAGAGGAAGAAGAAGAAGAUGAAAAUGACGAUUCCAAGUCUCCUGGAAAAGGCAGAAAGAAAAUUCGAAAGAUUCUUAAAGAUGAUAAACUAAGAACAGAAACACAAAAUGCUCUUAAGGAAGAGGAAGAGAGGCGCAAACGUAUUGCUGAGAGGGAGCGUGAGCGAGAGAAAUUGAGAGAGGUAAACCAAUGUUUAUUUAUGAUUUCUUUAUAA
Molecule: messenger RNA, 790 nt
Organism: Diceros bicornis minor
Lineage: Eukaryota; Metazoa; Chordata; Mammalia; Perissodactyla; Rhinocerotidae
Product: transcriptional regulator ATRX-like
Exons: 5
Coding region: 41-790 (249 amino acids)
Source: RefSeq, a predicted model, not a curated record